Messenger RNA from Colletotrichum costaricense, 1158 nucleotides. RefSeq lists its product as uncharacterized. The record is from RefSeq and is a predicted model, not a curated record. The transcript is spliced from 2 exons. Lineage: Eukaryota; Fungi; Ascomycota; Sordariomycetes; Glomerellales; Glomerellaceae. The coding region runs from base 1 to 1158 and encodes 385 amino acids.
AUGGCUCUCUGCAGGCUAAUUCUGGCAGCUGCUAUGCUCAGCUCGACCUACGGAGCUGCAACCAGCAAUAUUACUCGGGUCCUCGACCUACCUUCUCGUUACCACAAUAGGACUAUCAGCGUUGAGCAUCUCUCGGUGGUGGGAAACCUCGACGGUUACAAGAUGAUCACCCCGGCCGCCGAAAAGUCUACCGACUUUUGGUACUUUGAUGUUGUUUCAAAGUUCUCUAACCAGACUUUGAAUAUUGUCUUCUUCAACUCAGGAAAUUUUUCGCAGUACCCGCAUCCUCUCGCUGUCCAGGUUUCGGGGGUGUACCCCAAUGGUACAGACUUCUACUUCGAAGCUAUGGCCGAUGCUGGGGUUCAUCUCACCAACGGGUCCCGAGGUAUUGCUGGAGACUGGAGAGGCAUUGGGAGCCUUAGUGGAACCUCGGUGGACAAGCCUGAUGUUGAAUACACGAUCAACGUCGACUCCAAGGGCAUGGGUAUAUAUGGCAAGAUCUCCUUCAAAGCCAAUGCUCCCGCCCAUUACCCUUGCGACUUGAAUGGCGCAGUUGGCGUCUGCAAGAAUCUCUUGCCGGGACUGUACUGGGCUAACGCGGUCUCCGAUGCCGAGACCGUUGUCGAUCUCGCCGUCAAGGACACUUUUAUCGCUUUCGAAGACGGUAUUGGUUACCACGAGAAAAACUGGGGCAAUCAGUCCGUCAUUGAUGGUCCUCGUUACUGGGAUUGGGGACACGCUUGCUUUGGUCCUUACUCUAUCGUCUGGUACAACCUUCUCGACUAUGAUGGCAAUGAGAGCAGACGUUCCUAUGUUGCAAAGGAUGGAGAGGUUCUCCUCGUCAGCUGCGACAUGGUAAGCAUGGAGGUUCGACAGAGGGGCGGAAAGGCAGCUUGGCCUCCUAUCACUGCACUGCUUGAGACCGAAGGCCUAUCUGUCAAGUACAACCUCACAAAUGGCGACGUAAUGGAGGUCGAUGUCACUACCCAGUUCAUCGUCAGAGAUGAGAAGGGCGCCUACCAACGCGCUAACGGUCUUGUCAAAGGCAGUAUCAUUGGACAAAAACUUUUCGAGGGUCGCGGUCAUUACGAAGAGUUCAUCUUUGGCAUCGUUAAUGACUACACUCCGCAGGUAAAAUACCAGCACGAUGGCGUGUGA